AUGUCUGGCUGUGGCAGUAACUGUGGGUGCGGAAGUAGCUGCAGCUGUGGCAGCAACUGCGGUUGCAGCAAGUACUCCUUUGACAUGAGCUAUGCUGAGAAGACAACCACAGAGAGUCUGGUUUUGGGUGUUGGGCCUGUGAAGCCCCAACUUGAAGGUGCUGAAAUGGGUGUUGCAGCUGAGGACAGUGGCUGCAAGUGUGGAUCAAACUGCACUUGCGACCCAUGCAACUGCAAUCCGUCUUUCUCUUCUUCCAUCUUGAAAAUGUCUGGCUGUGGGUGUGGAAGCAGCUGCAACUGUGGCAGCAACUGCAGUUGCGGUAAGAAAUCCUUUGACAUGAGCUAUACUGAGAAGACAACCACAGAGAGUCUGGUUUUGGGUGUUGGGCCUGUGAAGCCCCAAUUUGAAGGUGCUGAAAUGGGUGUUGCAGCUGAGGACAAUGGCUGCAAGUGUGGAUCAAACUGUACCUGCGACCCAUGCAACUGCAAGUGUUUUAAUAUGGCUGUGGCAACAGUGGAUCGAGAAACAGCUGCAGCUGUGGCAGCAACUCCGAAGGAAUGUGUUGUUAUUUGCAAGCUGCACCCUACUCAUGUAAACAGGAAUUUUGUUUUGGCUCUUGAAGCUGUGAGAUCUAAGAAUCAGGGUGCUGAAACGAGUGUUGCAGCUGAGAACAGUGGUUGCAAAUGUGGACCAAACUGCACCUGCGACCCUUGCAACUGUAAGUGA
This is a messenger RNA of Sphenostylis stenocarpa, 726 nucleotides long. Lineage: Eukaryota; Viridiplantae; Streptophyta; Magnoliopsida; Fabales; Fabaceae. The record is from the annotation of a GenBank genome assembly.